AUGGAAUCAGAGCAUUCAUGGAACUGUCAAAAACCUUACAAGGUCCUUACAGUGCAAGCUGACACGAAAGAUUACGAACUAGCUAAGGAUAAGUCAGCUGUCAAAUCUCCGGCUACGAAGACAUGUCAAGAAGAUCUGAAAAAAGAAGCUGCCGAGCAGGAACCGGAAACUGGUCGAGAAAAUUCUAAAAACUCGAAAACCUUGAAAAAUCCAUCUGUCAAAAUCAUUGAGGACAAAUGUCUUGAAAUAGAUGAGGACAACAUCGUGGCGAGUGAUGAUGAUGAUGAUGAUAACUUCGAGGACUACACUCCAGAAGAGUCCAAGCCUCUUGUUAAAAAGACACGCAAGCGAAAGACUCGCGGAGCGUCAAACGCGACGGUUCCCAGUAAUAUCGUGUGCACGAAAUGCAACAAAAUGUUUCGCUGUGCAAAUAGCUACAAGAUUCACAUGCGCCUACACACGGGCGAGACGCCUUACAUCUGUCAUCUCUGCGGUAGAGGAUUCUGCCAGCCUGGCUCUCUUUAUUAUCACGUGAAGCAUGUGCAUCAGGGCAUCAAAAAUCAUGCCUGCGACAUAUGUGGUCGCUGCUUCGCCAUGAAGACCGCGAUGCGGGAUCAUCGUCGGAUUCACACUGGUGAACGGCCAUUCGUCUGCGAUUCUUGCAAGAAAACCUUCACGACAAAAGCAUCACUGUAUACACACAGUAAGAUACAUUCUCAAGAGUACGCAUUCUCAUGCAGCUACUGCAAGAAGCCCUUCCGUUGGAGGCAACAGAUGGUUAGUCACCUGACUACCCACACCAAGGAGAAAAAUCACGUUUGCGACGUUUGUGGCAAAGCUUUUGGCGUGAAGAACGAGCUAACGAGGCACAAGCUUACACACUCGUCGGAGCGUCCAUUCACCUGUUCAAAGUGUGGCCUUAGGUAUGGGCAAAAGAGGUAUUUGACGAAUCACAUGAGGACAAAGCACAAGGUGAAGGCGACCGAAAACGCAGCGACCAAUGUAUCAGGAGUAAAACACACUUAA
This is a messenger RNA of Copidosoma floridanum, 1026 nucleotides long. RefSeq lists its product as uncharacterized. NCBI's taxonomy places the organism in Eukaryota, Metazoa, Arthropoda, Insecta, Hymenoptera, Encyrtidae. The record is from RefSeq and is a predicted model, not a curated record. Gene Ontology annotation, cellular component: nucleus. Gene Ontology annotation, molecular function: DNA-binding transcription factor activity; RNA polymerase II cis-regulatory region sequence-specific DNA binding; zinc ion binding. Gene Ontology annotation, biological process: regulation of transcription by RNA polymerase II.